AUGGGACACUGGGCACCAGAGCACGUCGAGGACCGGCUCUUCGCGCUUCGGGCAGCUCGGCUCGCUUCUGUCGCGCGCACCCGGCUGGGGUGCGCGUCCUACGUGGCCUUGUGCCGGGCCGCGAGCAGCCCUGAGCGGCCCGCGGCUGCUGCGGAACGGGACCCUGGGCUGAAGGGGGAGCCCGAGGGCCUGCGAGGCGGAAGCGGCGGGAACGGCGGGAGCAGCAGCAGCAACGACAGCCCCAGCAGCCCCAGCAGCCCGCAGCAGCAGCGCCCUCUCCGCGCCGCCCGGGCCGCCCGCCCCCGCCGGCCCGCUGGACUCCCCGCCCCUGCCCGGGCGUCCCCGGCCUCCGCCUCGGCCCAGCAGGAGCCUGGUGCCCGCUUUGCCGCAGCCUUCGUCUCCGCCGCCGCCCCGGAUCACGACCGCGGGCGCCCCUACGACCUCGCGGCGGGAUGCGAGGGCGACCCGCGGGCCACCCGAAACCUGCACAUCGGAAACCUGGACCACGUCGUGUCGCAGGGGGCGCUGCGCGGGGCCUCCGGGAAGCGCGGCAUCAGCGAGGAAGUGGCCGGCAAGAGGCCAGCCCGGGGGCAGGGCGCGGCCCGUGCCUUCCUGCGGUUCCGGAACCUGGACAUGGCCCGCAGAGCUAAGGGGGCCAUGUCAUGCCGGGCGAUCGGCAGAAGCCCCAUCAAGCUAGGUCCUGGCAAGGCCAGCCCCACUACUCGCCUCUGGGUGGGUGGCCUGGGACCCAACACCUCGCUGGCAACCCUGGCCCGGGAGUUUGACCGCUUUGGAAUCAUUCGGACCAUUGACCACGUGAAAGGAGAUACCUUCGCCUACAUCCAGUACGAGAGCCUGGACGCUGCUCAGGUGGCCUGUGCCCAAAUGAGGGGCUUUCCUUUGGGUGGUCCACACCGCAGGCUCCGAGUGGAUUUCGCCAAAACGGAGGAGACGCGGUAUCCCCAGCAGUAUCGACCCUCACUCCUCCCUGUGGAUUAUGAGCUUCUCACCGAUGGGUAUCACCGGCACCCAACCGUCGACGCACACCUGCGGGUGCGAGACAAGAGCCACCCGUACCUGUACUUAGACAGACACCGCACCUUUUUGGAAAGAGACUGGAUCGGUCCCAGGAAGAGUGCUGAUCACAGAAACAGCCUGGAGGGGUAUAGCCGGUCAGUGCAUAGCCACAGUGGUGAGCACUGGCGUGGGGAAGGGGACCGAGGCCUGUCCAGGAUCUGGGAAGAUAGGUGGGAGGACAACCGCGGGAGGACUCCCCACUGUGCUUACAAGGAGCGGAGCUGGACCAAUGGUGUUGGGCAGCAGUAUGGCUAUGAGGGGAACCAUGCUGGUGCAGGGACCAAGGAGUCAGUCAGCAACGCCCUCAGCAGCAGCACACCCAGGGCCCAGGAGUGGGGCCACCACCUCCACCUCGAAGCUCCAGAUUCUUUCCAUGGCGAGAAGACAAGAGAGAGAGAAUGCAAUUAUUGGACCAGUAUGGCCGAGCCCAAGUCCCUGGAAGAAUCAAAACCCGAGACCAAAAAGCUUACGACCCUUUCAGAGCAUGUGCAGACGUUGCAGCUGGGUUGGAAUGGGUUUCUUGUGUUGAAAAACAGUUGCUUCCCAACGUCUAUGCAUAUCCUAGAGGGGGACCAGGGAGUUAUCAGUGGUCUCCUCAGAGACCAGACUUCUGAGAGCAGGCUGGCCCAGCUGAAGAUCGCCCAGCGCCUUCCACUGGACCACCCCAAGUUCAAGGACGUCACACAACGCAUCAAACAGGGGAGCGCCCGUGGCUUUGCUGUGCUCCUGGCCACCCAGUCAGUCCCCAGUGGGCCUGGCACCGAGGGAAUGCCCACCGUGGAGCCAGACCUAAAGAAGCGGCUUCUCAGGAACCUGAUCUCUUACUUGAAAGGAAAGCAGGCUGCAGGGGUGAUCCGCCUGCCUGUGGGUGGGUCCAAGGGCAGAGGCCUCAAGGGCAUGCUCUAUGCCUUCCCUCCCUGCCCCUUCUCGCAGCAGUACCUGCAGUCGGCCCUGAGGACACAGGACCAGCUGGAAGAGGAACACAUGCUGAUAGUGAUGAUAGUGGCAGGCUCGGCCUAGCCCAAAGCUGCUUUUUCCAGUACCUUGUCUGUGUCACAAAAGCAGUUACUUUAAAAUCCAAUUCCUUUUAGUCUGUUAGUCUGGCUGUUAAUCUGUAUGUAUGAUAACUAAUUUUAUAAGGAAUUAUUAUUAUUAUUUUAAGAGCAGAAUAUAUUUAUUGAGAGAAAGCAAGCUUCUGGCUGGGGGAGAAACAGAAGGGUCUUGAGUGGAUUACCAAAGGUUUUGUCUUUUCUAGGGGAUCUUCUAGAGUAAAACCACAAAGUGCAAUAGGUCUAAGCAGGGGGAAAACCUGGGAACUCACAAGGCAGGUGGGUAUGAGGGGAGACUGAACUAUAGCCAACCAAUAAGAUUGGUUGUUCAGAUCUAAUUGAUUGAGUCAGGGACAUAUAGGGAAGCGAGUCAUAUCACAAGUGGGCAUGCUUAAAAAAGCAGUGACUCCUGGCUUCCUCAAGGUGAUCCAUACCUAUUUAGAGUAUCAAUUCUUGAUGUUUAUAUGUAAGAGUGUGCUUGCAUUUGUUUUGUCUUUUGUCUUGAUGUCUGGCCUCCUGCAGGAGGUGUCUGUCUUCUCUAAUUUUACCAGGUGUCUGGUCUUCUGCACUGGCCUCUUCAGGGACCUAGACCUGUCUUGACUGCUUGUAACAUUUCUGUCUAACUCAGCUGCCUAUAACAAACCCUCCCUCCCCAAGAAGUAACCCAAACUGCCAUGAUGGAGUAAUGGCCUAUGACUGAUCUGGCUUCUUUAGGCUGAAGGGGGUACUAGUUAUUGAUCGGCAGUCAGGGAUAUCUGCAGAGGUUCCAUCUAAAGGCCCUUGAUAAACGCGAGGCAUUUUUAUCUUGGAACACAUACGGCUUUAACUCUGGAGCAUAAAUAAGAAUUAUUUCUUAAGGUAAAAAAAGCUUAAAGAUAAUGCAAUUCUGACCAUUUUUCUCUUCCUUUUUUCCAUUUUCCUCUUUCUUACAGUAUGAUUUUAGUUGCAAAAGAACAUUGUAAUUAAUAUUUCACUCUAUUCCAUUUUUGCUCUUGGAAGUAGAUGGGUCAAGCGCAUAUGCAGAGAAAUAUCAAAUGUCUUUUUUCAACAUGGAAGGGUCAAACAUCUUCCAGUGAUUAAGAAUGCAUUCUACAGGAGUCAGAGAUUUUAGCAUUGAGUGAUGGAUUUAGCAUUGGUGGAUGACCUCCAAAUGACGUAGGGGAAUGAAACUCCCAACCUGCUAGUUGUUCAGUACAAGUUCAAGUUCUCUAAAAUCGAAGAAUGAAUUUUAGGAAUUUUAGAUUAGGACCAGAAUAUAUUUAUUGAGAGAAAGAAACCUUCUGUCUCAGAGAGACACAGAGGGGGGUCCCGAGUACCUUUUACAAAGAAUAAUAAAUAAAUGAAUAUGAUGUUAGCAAAAAAAGAGUGUGUUCUGCACAGCAGCAAGGAACAAUGUGAUGUGUAUAUUUGCCGAUUCUGUACCAUGAUGUCAUCAUUUUGUACUGUGAACAUGCACUAUGAAAAAUUAAAAAAAAGAGAAAAAAUAA
Cavia porcellus (domestic guinea pig) is the source of this 3613-nucleotide messenger RNA. RefSeq names its product putative RNA-binding protein 15B. Gene Ontology annotation, molecular function: mRNA binding. Gene Ontology annotation, biological process: regulation of alternative mRNA splicing, via spliceosome. The coding region runs from base 1 to 2097 and encodes 698 amino acids. The record is from RefSeq and is a predicted model, not a curated record. Lineage: Eukaryota; Metazoa; Chordata; Mammalia; Rodentia; Caviidae. Gene Ontology annotation, cellular component: nucleus. The transcript has 3 exons.